AUGUCCUGCCUGCGGCGCCAGCCUGUCACCAUCCCCAUGGAUACGGUCAAAAUCAUCCAAUCAGAGAAGUUUCCGAGGGAGUGCCCUGUGCCAGUCACCCAGCCCUGCUAUGCCCCGCCCCCUCGAGUGGCCUGGGACGGCGGUGGAGAGGGAGAGAUCAUUGUGAACCAGGCCUGCAGUGACCUCAGCCUGGCCCCUGUGGCCCCCAUGAUCAGAGAAGCUCCCAUGAUCAGAGAGGCCCCCAUGAUGCUCAUGCAUAAACCCAGUGCCAACGAAAUGUGCUACCAUCAGUUUCACUACAACAUGGAGGACGUUAUUGUGAACCAGUACGUGCUGCGCUCGUCCUCCACCUCAUCCUCCACCUCGUCCUCCACCUCGUCCUCGGGCCCCGUCCUUCCAUGUGAGCCCCUGGACUGUCCCACCUGUGGACACACCUAUAACUUCACAGGAAAACGCCCUCGGAUCCUGUCGUGUCUGCACUCUGUGUGUGAGGAGUGUCUACAGAUCCUCUACGAGUCCUGUCCCAAGUACAAGUUCAUCUCGUGCCCCACGUGUCGCCGUGAGACGGUGCUGUUCACAGACUACGGUCUCGCAGCUCUGGCCAUCAACACCAGCAUCCUCAGCCGCCUCCCCACGGCCCCCAAUGGCCCCGUGCAGUGGGGGGGGGAGGGUGACCGCAGCUGUUAUCAGACAGUUCGCCAGUACUGCCAGUCAGCCUGCACCUGCCACAUCAGCAACCCCCUGUCCACAUGUGGCAUCAUGUAG
Molecule: messenger RNA, 765 nt
Organism: Knipowitschia caucasica
Lineage: Eukaryota; Metazoa; Chordata; Actinopteri; Gobiiformes; Gobiidae
Source: the annotation of a GenBank genome assembly